AUGGACCAAGGCCGUGGUGCGUUUGUGUCGGCAUUGAGCGUGGGAAUCGGUAUAGGGGUUGGGCUUGGAAUGGGGAAGACGGUAAAUCGUUGGACCGGAAAUUCUGAUUCAUCAGGGACCGGUCUCACGCCACAAACAAUGGAGCGUGAGAUGCUUGGUAUGAUCGUCGAUGGCAAAGACAGCAAGGUCACUUUCUAUGAAUUUCCAUAUUACCUCAGUGAGCAGACAAGGGUCUUACUUACAAGUGCUGCCUUUGUUUAUUUAAAGAAUAUCGACUUCUCUAAGCACACAAGGAACCUCGCUCCUGCAAGUCGAACUAUAUUGUUAUCUGGGCCUGCUGAACUUUAUCAGCAAAUGCUUGCCAAAGCUUUGGCUCAUUAUUUUGAAGCCAAGCUGCUAUUGCUGGAUGUUACAGAUUUUUCUCUUAAGCUUCAAAGCAAAUACGGAGCUUCUGCUAAAGAAAAAUCCUUGAAAAGGUCAAUAUCGGAAACAACUUUGGCACGAAUGUCUGGCUUUUUGGAAUCUGUGGUUCAACCCAAAGUGGAACGAAAAGGGGGCUUACGUAGACAAAGCAGUGUUUCUGAUUUUGGAUCAAGAGGGAUCGAACCUCUCCAGAAUCCCCCAAACCUUCGGAGAAAUGCAUCUACUGCAGCUAAUAUGAAUGAGUUCUCUGCAAACUAUGCUCCAGUAAAUCCAGCUCCACUUAGACGCACAAGCAGCUGGUCUUUCGACGAGAAGCUUUUCGUGCAGACCUUAUACAAGGUUCUUAUGUUCACAGCAAACAACUGUCCAAUUGUGUUAUAUCUUAGAGAUGUUGAGAAGUUCCUAGGCAAAUCACAGAAGAUAUAUAUCCUCUUCCAGAAAAUGUUGAAAAAAUUGUCUGGACCGAUACUGAUCAUAGGUUCACGGAUCGUGGACCAUGAGAAAGACGACAAUGUAGUAGAUAACAGGAUUACUUCUGUGUUCCCAUACACCAUUGAAAUCAAACCUCCUGAAGAGGAAAACCAUCUGGUGAGUUGGAAGAACCAAUUGCAAGAAGAUAUGAAGAUGAUCCAGUUUCAGGAUAACAGAAAUCAUAUUAGCGAAGUGCUUGCGGCUAAUGAUCUCGACUGUGAUGAUCUUGGUUCUAUAUGUGUAGCUGACACAAUUGUUCUCAGCAAAUACAUCGACGAAAUUGUGGUAUCGGCCAUUUCUCAUCAUUUAACACAUACCAAGAAUCCUGACUACAGAAAUGGAAAACUAGUCAUCUCUGCUGCAAGUUUGGCCAAUGGAUUGAGUCUGUUCCAUGAAGUUAGAGGUGUAAAAAAUGAUGAAACGGGAAAAGAUGUUGUCGGCACGAAAUCAGAAACAAAACCUGAAACCACAGCUCCUGGUGAAGCAGAAGCUGCGGCUCCUAAGAACGCUGAUAACGUUGCCCCCCCACCCGCAAAAGCUCCGGAAGUUCCCCCCGACAAUGAAUUCGAGAAACGGAUAAGGCCCGAAGUGAUACCAGCACACGAGGUUGGUGUAACUUUUGCCGAUAUCGGUGCCUUAACUGAGGUCAAAGAGUCUCUUCAAGAACUCGUAAUGCUACCUCUUCGAAGACCCGACUUGUUCAUCGGAGGUCUUCUAAAACCAUGCCGAGGAAUACUGUUAUUCGGACCUCCGGGAACCGGGAAAACCAUGCUAGCCAAGGCCAUUGCUAACGAGGCCGGAGCAAGCUUUAUUAACGUUUCUAUGUCCACCAUUACUUCAAAGUGGUUUGGUGAAGACGAGAAGAAUGUGCGAGCCUUGUUCACUCUUGCAGCCAAGGUCUCGCCGACUAUUAUAUUCGUGGAUGAGGUAGAUAGUAUGUUGGGCCAACGAUCAAAAGGCGGUGAGCAUGAAGCUAUGCGGAAGAUAAAGAACGAGUUCAUGACUCACUGGGACGGGCUUCUAUCGAAAUCUGGUGAAAGAAUUCUUGUUCUUGCUGCAACCAAUAGACCAUUUGACCUUGAUGAAGCAAUUAUCCGGCGUUUUGAAAGAAGGAUAAUGGUUGGCCUACCAUCUGUAGAGCAGAGGGAAAUGAUCUUCAGAACUCUUUUAGCCAAAGAAAGAGUCGAUGAAGGAUUGGACUUCAGAGAGAUUGCCAACAUGACCGAUGGAUAUACCGGAAGUGAUUUGAAGAAUUUGUGUACAACUGCUGCUUAUCGACCAGUUAGAGAGUUGAUUCAGCAAGAGAGAAAAAAGGAUAUUGCGAAAAAGAUCAAAGCUGAGAAUGGUGAAGACUCUCAAGCCCCAGAAGAAACUACCGAGCAAAGGGUAAUAACUAUCAGGCCACUCAACAUGAAGGACUUCAGGGAAGCCAAAAACCAGGUUGCGGCUAGUUUUGCAGCGGAGGGAUCAAUAAUGAGCGAGCUGAAGCAAUGGAACGAUCUAUACGGGGAGGGAGGUUCAAGGAAAAAGGAGCAAUUAACUUACUUCCUGUAA
Messenger RNA from Cynara cardunculus var. scolymus (artichoke), 2448 nucleotides. Its product is annotated as ribosome biogenesis ATPase RIX7-like. Bases 1 to 2448 code for a protein of 815 amino acids. The transcript has 16 exons. The record is from RefSeq and is a predicted model, not a curated record. Gene Ontology annotation, cellular component: mitochondrial outer membrane. NCBI's taxonomy places the organism in Eukaryota, Viridiplantae, Streptophyta, Magnoliopsida, Asterales, Asteraceae. Gene Ontology annotation, molecular function: ATP binding; ATP hydrolysis activity.